GGGGCUGCCUGUGGUUAGCUUAAUACAACUUGAAGUUGAAGAUGGAGCCAAUGUUCACUCCGGCGCUGCACAGACAGAGACAUCAGUUUGUCAUCGAUUUUGUCAAGAGGAAGAAACCCAAAAAGGUGUUGGACUUGGGCUGCUGUGAGUGCGUUCUUCUGAAGCAGCUGAAGUUUCACCGUGAAAUUGAACUGCUGGUUGGACUGGACAUCGAUGGUGUCCAAAUAAAAAAAAAGAUGCAUGGAUUAGCUCCUAUAUCAACUGACUAUCUGCAGCCAAGUUAUGAUCAGCUGCGCAUCGAGCUGUACCAGGGCUCCGUCACUGAGAAAGACUCACGCCUCAGAGGAUUUGAUCUGGUGACCAGUAUAGAGCUCAUUGAGCAUCUCACUCUUGCUGAUGUGGAGCUUUUCUCUGAGGUGGUGUUUGGUUACUUGACCCCUGAGGCGGUUAUCGUCAGUACCCCAAACUCUGACUUCAACCCCUUUCUCCCUGGACUUGUGGGUUUCAGGCACAUUGACCACAAGUUUGAGUGGACCAGAGCAGAGUUCAAGUCCUGGGCUAUGAAGGUGUGUUUGCAGUACGGUUAUGGGGUGGAGUUAACUGGUGUUGGACAGGCACCUCCAGGUCAGCAGGAGCACGCCGGCUUCUGCUCCCAGAUCGGUGUGUUUCACCGUCUCGGGGGCAAAGAGCGUUACAACAUGUUUGAUGAAGAUGCUGAGGAUGUGUUUUCAUACACUCUUCUGUAUAGUAUAAUCUACCCCAGCCUGCAUGACAACAACAUCUUGCGGAGGGUCCUGAUGUGUGAGGUAGUUUACUGGGCGGAGAAGCUGAAGAGAAGAUGGAUCGCAGAGGAGACUGGCGAGAGGGAUGACACAGAUGAUCUGUGCCAGGCUGAGGGUGAAGGGGGGGAAUGCUUCAGAGCAUCGGAGAGACAUGUGGACACUGAAGAGACACAGACGGGUGAACAACGGGCCUUAAAAGCAGCAUGUGGAGCAGAGAUGAAAACCCUGGUGGAUCAGGAAGAGGAAGAUGGAGAGCUGUUUUGGAGACACAGCAAACCGGAUUCUGACAAAUGGCGCAGGCGUGUGUCUGUCCCUCUGGCUGUGCUCUGGUGCUGCUGCCCCAAAGUCAGCGUUCUGAGUGGAAGUGUCAGUAAUCUCAGACUCCUCCUGAUGGAUGAACCCGGAGUUAACCUGAGCCAGGACGGCUCUGCGAUGCUCCUGAAUCACCAGGAACAAGACCUUGAUGAUGAUGAUGAUGAAGAAGAGCAUCGUGCUGAUUUGGAGGACAGCCCAUAUGCAGAGGCCCGCCAGUGCCCCCCCAGCGCUGAACCAGAGGAAGACUGGGAGGCAAAUGUUUGAUCUGAAGUAGGUGACUUCUUGAGUCAGCAAUAGUUGACCUUGGUUACUACUGGACAGUCUAAGUGUAUUCACAUAA
This is a messenger RNA of Gymnodraco acuticeps, 1437 nucleotides long. It is a transcript of the gene henmt1, whose product is annotated as HEN methyltransferase 1. Bases 42 to 1361 code for a protein of 439 amino acids. The transcript is spliced from 9 exons. Gene Ontology annotation, molecular function: RNA methyltransferase activity; O-methyltransferase activity. Gene Ontology annotation, biological process: RNA methylation; piRNA processing; siRNA processing. Lineage: Eukaryota; Metazoa; Chordata; Actinopteri; Perciformes; Bathydraconidae. Gene Ontology annotation, cellular component: cytoplasm; nucleus. The record is from RefSeq and is a predicted model, not a curated record.